Molecule: messenger RNA, 4005 nt
Organism: Biomphalaria glabrata
Lineage: Eukaryota; Metazoa; Mollusca; Gastropoda; Planorbidae
Exons: 2
Coding region: 258-2639 (793 amino acids)
Source: RefSeq, a predicted model, not a curated record
ACAGCAGGCAACUUCCCAGUAUUUUAACUAUCAUCAUUGUUAGAGCACAAGACUAAAGAGUGUCAUUCAGAGCUAUUUUAAUUUUCUAAUUUUGUAUUGCUGUAAUUGUACUUCUUUUACAGGUUCUUAAGCACCAAACAAAGGUUAAUACCACCUUUCCUAUAACUCUUAAGUAAUUGCUUUCAGCAGCUCCGUCAUAGUCUCCACCUCUUACUCUACCCUCUGCCUUUCCCCCUCACUACCCACCCCUCACCACCAUGGCCAGUGGCACACGCUCCAAAGCGGACUCUGACAUGAAACAAAAAAUAGCUGAACUCAGAGAACUCGCGGCCGUCCUGUAUGACGAUGAGGCAAAGCAGAAAGAAUAUGUGAGGGCAGAAUUUGAGAAGGAGAGGGAAGAAAGUAGAAAGGAGAAGGAAAGGGAACAUGAAAUAGCUAUGGAGAGAGAGAAAAGGGAAGCUGAAGUAGCCAUAGCCAAAGAGAAGGAAAAAAAGGAAGCUGAAAUAGCUAUAGCUAUAGCUAAAGAAAAGGAAAUCACGGAGCGAGAAAGGGAAAAAGAAAAACAAAUAACUGAGAGAGAAAGGAUAACCGCGGAGAAAGAGAACGGAACCGCCAGUCAAGCUUCUUCCGGAUCUCGCCCGGCUAGCCCUGCCUCCCAGCAAAGUUCCUCAAACGGCCUACCCCACAUGCCAAUGGAGCACUUCGACGACAAGACAGAGAACAUCGAAGUUUAUCUUGUCCGUUUCGAAGAAGUUGCGAGCUACUACGGUCUGCCAGAGGAGAAAUGGUGCUUCCGGCUAUCCCAAUGCCUCCGAGGCAAAGCCUAUGAAGUAUACUCUAAACUCCCCUCCGGCCAGCGAGAAGACUACGCAGCCCUCAAACAGGCGCUACUCGUCCAAUUCGAGCUGACUGCCGAGGCUUACCAAAAGAAAUUCAGGACAUCCCGCCUAGAGCGCCGAGAGACCUACGGUAAUCUCUGCGACACGUUGGACAAAUACCUGAAGAGGUGGCACACUCUUAGCGAACUGCCAGAGACUUUGGACGGCCUAGUGAGCCUCAUACUCGCAGAGCAGUUGCUAGAGUGCAUGCCUAACGAGGUCAAAAUCUUUGUAAGGGAGCAGCAAGCCGCUACACCAGCCGACAUAGCUUCAGCUGCAGACCGGUACGCGACUGCCCGCAAAGACGUUAAGGACAUCAAAAGCAAGACCUCAGCCUCGGACAAACCAGAGGACCAGCCCACUUCUUCCAACAAACACGCUCCUUCUAGCCAACCCUCUCCUUUUACUAAACCUCAGCACCAAAAAGCACCAAUCCAACGACCAGCCACGCCUACUAGCUACGACAGACGAAGCCACCCGCCUCGACAUGGCCAGACCAAUAACCAUCACCGUGACCGGAACAGCACGAGUGAUCACAGGCCCAAUCGACAGCAUCAGGUCCCACGUACUGUGUCAGCCAUGACUGAGCUCCCUGAACCCUCUUUGCAUAAUCAGCCAUCGCCUCUUGAUGAGGAAGAGGAGGACUAUUACGUCAUAUCAGCGCUGACCGUGGCCCCUGAACCCACUGCUUGUGGCCUUACCCAACCGAUACCGCCUCACCCCAUCGUAUCACCCCCUGGGGUAGAGAUUAUUCUGAUUAACGGAUCUCCUGUCCAGGCACUAUUCGAUUCCGGAUGUGAGGUGAGCUCUGUCAUCAGCAAAGCACUGGUCGACCCAUCGGAUCUCACUGGUGGAUCAGUGACGGUUCAAUCUCUAGACCGUGGCAUUCCUCCGAAGGUGUAUCCUAUCGCUCGGGUCCACGUAGAAUGCAAGUAUGUACAUGGCACCAUUGAUGCAGUAGUCAUGGACUCGCCAGUAUACGACUUUGUUCUAGGCUCCAGGUACAUACGUCUAGGAGUUGUCGAUAAACCAUACUUCUCUCUGCCCGUUGGUAGAACGACAAAGCAGAAAGGUGGCAGCAACCAGCCGGUUGGAAGCCCUGGUCGCCACUCUAACAAAUCCUUUACUGGCUCCUCAGCCAAGCUCAAGCCGCGCCACCCUGGCACUGACACUGCCGGGAAAUCACGAGGUAAGCGUAAUAACUACACUCGUGAAGGUCCGUUUAACUCCUGCUCCUCAGCAAUCAAACCGCUCAUCCCUGGCACUGGCACUGCUAGGAAGUCACGAGGUAAGCGAAAUACCUACACUCGUGAGAGUUCUUGUAACUCCCGCUCUUCAGCUAUCAAACCACUAAUGCCUGGCACUGAUCCUGCCAGGAAGUCACAGAGGAAAGUGAACUUGCACUCUCGUGAAAGUGGGCCUCAUCACGGCUCCACCCACACUAUAAGGCCACUCUUCCCUGACAUUGACCGUGUCUGGAAAAUGAGAGGUAAGCCGAUCAAUCGCACUCGCGAAGAAACGCCUCACUAUGGCUUCAGAGAUAAGCCCCGUCCAACAUACGCGCAUUGGGCCCUCCGCCAUAACGUCCAUCCCACUUACUGGUCUGCCCCAAGAAAGAGAUGUACACAGUCCUAUCUACCCGGCCUAUUUCCCCAGGUUUCCAGAAUUGCCCCUUCCACGUGGAAAUCCGCCUGCGGACAGAACAUAGGCGACAGCGGACCCUUAGGACGGACACCCCUCUGGACCUCGGCAACCUCUUAACUACUGGGAAAAAUUUCUUAAAUGCUGAGACCGACAGUAGACGAAACUUGAGUGAUAUCAACGUUAGCACUUUAUAGAUCUUUUAACAAAGACCUAUCUUACGCAGGGAGGGUUGUGACGAACCGUUUUGGCUCACUCAAGAUAUCACUCAGGUCUAAGCAUUUAAUUAAUUUAUUUACUCGCUAUUAAUCAUCAAUUUUAUUAAUUUAGCCAAUCAAGCGCUAAAAACACAAUCCCCACCCCUCCAAUCCAACCCCACCCCAUUGGCAUCGAUGUCACAUGUUACUAUCCCCGCCUUGACACGUGUCACACUAGACCCUUGACAAGAGUACACUCCCUCCAUCUAUCGUGGCAAACAUCCGUUGACCCCCCCCCCUUCCGGGAGCGGCUGGUCACUUCAAAGUACCCAUUCAACUUAACGCCUCGGGCAACGCUAUUCGUCUAGCACUAGCCAUUAUCAAGGCAUAAUCUCCCUUGAUUUUGGCCGAGCUCCGAUAAUCUCCCCUUCAUAAUCCACCUGGCCACCUGGGCUGAUUUCCUGGGCUUUCAACUCGCGCCUUCGCGCAAUGUCUAUCUCCCGGAAACUCUCGUCACGGUCAAGCGUGGACCCCCAUUGUCAAAGACGUCAGAUAGUCUAGACCACCUUUGCACUUAUCUCCCGCCACUCACCCCCCCCCCCUUUUAUCCACGUGUAUAUGGACAAACUUCGUCGUCCGAUCUCAUUCACGCGGGAGAGCCCACAGGGAGCACAUCUAACUCUUGCUUGAGCUCUAGACUAUUUUCAUUCCCUUAUUUCACUUUGGAUUGGUGCUUUUAUCUAUAGGCUACACCCGCCUGAAAUCUUAGCAACCUAAAGCUGAUAGCAGAUUUGCUGGCACCAGAUCUGUAGACAUCAGACCUACUCAUCCUUCAAGAGUCCAAGUAACAACGCUAGCCACAGACUCGUCACUGGCUUAACUGAUUGGUAGACGCAGCUUAGCUCUGCAACCAUACAAGUUGGACUGCACACGGAGCCUGGAUCCACUACGCCAGCCCACCAGCAGACAGCAUCAGUAUCAGCCACACCAGUCUCACCAGUGCAGCACCGGACCAAAAGCUAAGCAACCAGCCUAAUGACACUCAGACCAUUUGGUUCUAAUAUCUGAUGAUGAUAGUCUCCUAAUGUAAAUACGCUAGAUCCCAUUCUAGCAUCUGUACAGCAUUUUACCUUUUAACUAUCCUUUGUAUAAUAAACUGUACAUAAUUUUACAUCUAAAUAUAGUAUUUGUUGCCUGCAUUAUAACGCUGUGCUUGUAGUUUAUAUGUGCAAGUAAGGAUUCUCAAACUAUAAAAUCCCCUAGACACCCAAAACGGCCAAAUCUUUAAU